Camellia sinensis is the source of this 770-nucleotide messenger RNA. Lineage: Eukaryota; Viridiplantae; Streptophyta; Magnoliopsida; Ericales; Theaceae. The record is from RefSeq and is a predicted model, not a curated record.
ACUAGGUGAAAUAUAGGUAUAUUUUAUUCACAUUUCACCUAUAUUUUCCAUUUCCCUUUCCAAAUUCCUCCCCAAAUCCCCCAACCAAACACAGCAUUAAUGAACGGUCAAAUCUAUGCCUGUACUUGGGGCUAGGAGAUUGAACAUUUUGUUUAUUCCAGAAUCUUCUUGUGUUUGAUUAUGUCUGAAUUUCAAUCUCAGAUAUGGGUAUAUGGGAACAGCUUUGAGUCUUUCCUUGUUGCUGUUGUAAACCCAAAUAAGCAAGUACUUGAACGUUGGGCUGAAGAAAAUGGUGUACCUGGGGAUUUCAAUUCCCUCUGUGAAAAUCCCAAGGCAAAACAAAACGUACUUGUAGAGCUCACACGGAUUGGAAAGGAAAAGAAGUUGAACGGGUUUGAAUUUAUAAAAGCUGUUCAUCUUGACCCCGAGCCAUUCGACAUGGAGCGUGACCUUCUGACCCCAACAUUCAAGAAGAAGAGGCCUCAGUUGCUCAAAUACUACCAGAACAUUGUUGACAACAUGUACAAGGGUGCAAAGUAAGCAAACUGCCUGAAGAUGGUGUUUUCUAAAUUUUAACAGCCCUAAAAAAGGAUCUUCAUUCUUCGAUGCUAUUGCCAGUUUUGGCUUUUUGGCAUCCCACUCUCUGUAUAUAUUGUUGGUUACUUGUAUAACCUUGAUGAUUAGUGCUAUACAAAUCAACAAAACUUGCAAACCGAUGUGGCACCAAUCAUGUUAAUUUAUUGGAUUUAAUUUCACUUUUCAUAGUUCUA